Molecule: messenger RNA, 2517 nt
Organism: Didymodactylos carnosus
Lineage: Eukaryota; Metazoa; Rotifera; Eurotatoria; Philodinida; Philodinidae
Source: the annotation of a GenBank genome assembly
AUGAAUGAUAUCAAACGACAUAAUAAUAGUGAUGAAAUUGUCCACAAUAGAAAUAGAGAAAUAAAGGAUAAUCCUUCAAUAUUGAUAUUCAUGCAUGAUAAUGCAAUAAUGAACAUAUAUUGUGCCGAUAGAAAUUCGAAUAAACGAACAUUAACAGAACAGCUUGUUGAUUAUGUUAAACGACGAAAAUUACCAACAUGUUUACCUUGUACAUCACCCUCAAAAUCCAGUACAGCAAGUGUAGAAGGACCAAUUAAUAAUGAUCAAGACGAUAUUGAGCAAAUCGACAAAGAAAAUGUACCACCAUCACUAUUAACAGUACAGGAAAAAAUACCAUCAAUGAAAGAAAAAUUAGGAUCGCUGUGCGUCGCAUUUCAAACUACAGACGAUAUUCUAACUUUUCACGUGAUACGUGCCAGACAGUUACGUACUUCCGAUUCUAAUGAAUCAACUACAAAAAAAUUCUACGAUACAUUUAUAAAAUUAACAAUACCAGCAUCUUCAUCAACACCAAAAUAUGAACAAUGUUCAAAAAUUAUAAAAAAGUCAAACUCACCUGUUUAUGAUCAAAAAUUUGACAUAAUUGAACUUAUUGGUUGUAUGUCAUUUAAUAUGAGAACGUUUACCAAAAGAACAAUGUCUUCAAAAUGUAAGUGGUACUGCUUAUUACCGGAAAGUAUUGGCAAACAUAAACGUAUGGCAGUAAAUAUUAAAAUAUCCAAAUAUCAAUGGACAUCGUCUUCUUCGUCGGCGGCCAAACGUCAUCAAUCACGUGAACAUGACAAUCAUCAAAUAUUUUCACCAACGAAUUAUGAACACAGUUUAAAUGGAUUUCUAUUAAAGGUCGAUGUAUACGAUCGUGAUGAGAUUCACUUUGGUCUUGGUUGCCCUUGUACAGUUAUAUCCAUUCAACACCGUUCGUCACUUCAUUCAUCUUCUACUCGUCCACAACCUGGUGAUAUAUUAGUGAAAAUAAAUGAUAAAAAUGUAACACGUGCUCAACCAAAAGCUGUUAUUAAACUAAUGAAAAAUCUUCAAUACCCGAUUAGAUUAGAAUUUUAUCGUCGUUAUUCAAUGGUGCCAAGAAUUCCGGAUAAAGUACUUUUAAACUCCGUUGAACAACAUCAAUUAUUACCCGAAACAUCGUUGCUUUUAUUUAAAACUGAUCAAGAUCAAUCAUCCGAUGAAUAUAACAAUGCAUUUUGUUCAUCGGAUAAAAUGUCGUUGACUGAUUCUCCACUACGCAGAUGUGAACAGUACAUUCAAAAAUCUGACGAAAACAUUCGUAGCGUUAAACAACGUCGACGUGAAAAAGCAGCAAAUUCAUUAUUACUUUCAUUAAUUGAUGAUUAUGGUUCUUGUGAAGGUGAUUCAGAUAUUGGUUAUCGUUCGGAAAGUACACCACACUCCGAUAUUGACAAUGAUAAUAAUCAAUCGAAUAUACUAACCGAAUCAUAUCGUUUCGAUGCGUUGAAAUUAGUUGAAUUAGAAGAAAUGUUUAUAGCACAAUUAGAUUUAGGUGUACAAUUAUAUUCGAGACCAUUAAAACAUUAUCUUAUUUCAUCACAAGAACAUUCAAGAUUAUUUCAAAAUAUUGAAAAGAUAUUGGCUAUAUCUCGUUAUCAAUUAAAUAAACUUCGUUCAAUGUCAAAUGUAACGCUCGUGGAACAUAUUGGUCAAUUAUUUUAUGAAAAAGUUCAAAUUAUUUGUGAAGCAUUCGAAACAUAUUCACAUGGUUACUCAGAAUCAUUAUAUACAUUAAAACAAUUAGAAAAAUGUUCAAGUUUUCAACGUUUUAUUCAAAAUAUUAAAAAUCAACAUCAAUUAACGCUUGAACAAUUUCUACAAACACCAUUAAAACAUAUUGAAACAUUAUCAAAACACUUAGAUUCAUUAUGUUCGAAUUGUCAAAAUCCAAACGAUGCUAAUUAUUUAUUACAUGUUCUCAAAGAAUUACGACAAUGUGCAUCUCGUGUUAGUGAAAAUUCAAAUGUUCAUCAAUUUUCGACAACUAUGACAUUGAACAGUGCCACAAAUUCGUUAUCAUUAACAACAAUACCAAUACAACAACAAUCAGAGGAUCCCGAAAUAAUUGAAUUACAAAAUCGAAUACAAUUUGCAUCAAAUAUCAAACCAAUAUCAUUAAUUGGUAAAAAUCGUCAUGUCAUCUUUUCGGGUGUUCUAUUGUUACAAAAUGAAACGAAGACAUACAUUGAGACAUGGUGUUUAUUGUUAAAUGAUAUGUUAUUAUUUACAUCAAAAAAUUCUUUAAAUGAUAAUGUUCUUCAAGUUAUUUGUGAACCGUUGUUAUUGUCAGAUAUUAUUGAUUUUCGUGCCAGUGAACAAUUAUGUGAUGCUUUAAUAUUUUUACGUCAAAAACCUCAAUUGCCAUAUCGAAUACGUUAUCCAAAUAAAUGUUUACAAACUGUUUGGCAAACCAUUCUUGAUCAACGUUUAAAAUAUUGGCAAAAAUCUGUACUAGAAGAUUCGGUUGAUUCUGAUGAUUGUCAAAUUUAA